Messenger RNA from Microstroma glucosiphilum, 1782 nucleotides. RefSeq lists its product as hypothetical. NCBI's taxonomy places the organism in Eukaryota, Fungi, Basidiomycota, Exobasidiomycetes, Microstromatales, Microstromataceae. The transcript is spliced from 3 exons. The record is from RefSeq and is a predicted model, not a curated record. Bases 1 to 1782 code for a protein of 593 amino acids.
AUGUCAGCCGACCCGAGCUUCCUCACGCGUUUCAUGCCCAUCCCAGAGACCUCGCCACCCCAAGUCUCCCUCGACUUCCAAGUGCUGCGAGUAGUCCUGUACGCACUCAGCGGAAUCAUCCUCUGGGAUUUUGUCUGCACGCUACAGUACGAGUGGAGAGUCUUGCGCGGGAAAGUCCCGCGCUCUUGGCCGCUAGGAGUGUACUUUGCAGCUAGAUACGCGUCGGUGCUCUUUGUGGGCGGGGUGCUACCACAAGCGGGAUCGCUCGUGAGGGUCAAUUGUGGAGCGGUAUGGGUGGUCGUCUCCCUUGCAGUGACACUUCAAAAAUCUGUCGGUCAAGCGUUAUUCAUGCUUCGAGCUUGUGCGAUCUGGAAUUGGAACCGCGUCAUUCUGCUCGGCUUGCUUCUGAUCUGGCUCGGUAAUGCAGCGCUAGCUCUGACCAACAUCGGCUCUCUCACCUUCACCUGGACGCCAGAUUCCGUCCUCGAUGGCUACGGCUACUGCACGAUGACCUCCCUGGCCUGGUCUGUCGGAGCAGUGCACUCAUGCUCCCUUCUGACGGACUUCAUCAUAAUUGCUCUGUCGACUUAUCGUCUAGCAAACAUGCGUCGAGCAGCCCGAUGUGGAUUUUGGCUGGUUCUCCUCAAUGACGGCAUCUCCUGGUCCCUCUUCACCCUUCCACCCACCAUGGGAGCUGUGUUUACCUUCUAUCUUGGCAAGACAACACCAGCACAAGGCAUCGCUCUCGUCAUCUCUUCAACCAUGCACGCCAUCAUCGCUUGUCGCGCUUACAGGAAUCUAUCCGACUUUGCUGAUACGCUACCUCUGUCCUUCUGCGCGAGAGACAAGGUACGAAAUGGGACAAUGCUCGAUCAGGAGACGCUGGCUCGACUGGCAUGGUUAAAAGGUAGUGCGGGUGCUGAAAAAGAAGUACCGAGCCGCGAGGGAGCAAAUGUCGACCCAGCUACUGUAGACAAGCUGCACCACCCCAAUCGACCUGCUGACUACCCUUUCACGAGCUUCUCCAGCGGACAGAGCACCGAGAAGGUCUCACCUGGAAGCAGACAUUAUCGACAGAGCAGUCUGCCGUCACGAGCAGUGCGUGAGCGCCCUCCUGCUUACAGGAGUCGGAUCGUGUCCACCUGCCCCGACAGGCAGCACCAGUCGUCCUUCCAAUCGUCCUCUUCCUCAUGCUCAUCGGAGAAGAAUCGACGGAAUCAUCGCCGUACAGUGAGCUCCUUGGACAUGCUCAGUGCACAAGUCGAGCCUGCUGCAACCCAGACGGUGCACGGCAUCUUUGGAAGGACUUCCUCCAUUCUCUCACCUGGCGCUCGAGAACCCAUCAACGUCCACAUCACUACUCAGAUGCAGAGCGUGGGAGACACUAUUGAUGCUAGCAGCAGCGGUCUGCAUUCCAAUUCAGAGUUUGCUCGCAGCGUACCUUCUCUGGAUUCGCCACCCGCUAGACCAGCUCGCUGCGAAGGGGUCGGUGGCGGUAGGCGACGAACCCAAUACGUCUUGCGAAGGCCUUCUCACAUCUGGGCUCCUGCGCUUGAAUCCAGAGCAGAUUCAUCGCAAGAAGAAGAGCCCAUGCAGUCCUUCACUGCCUGCUUCGCACACGAUCGCAACGAUGUCGGACUGGAUUCUUUCCAGACAACACCCUCGACGGCCACCACUAGGCCUUCCAGUGCGGAUGCUAGACCACUCAACACACAGGCGUUCUGGCAUGCGGGAGAGGUCGAAGAUGACCCACGCACAGCGAGGGUACAACCGAAGUAUUAG